This is a messenger RNA of Micropterus salmoides (largemouth bass), 681 nucleotides long. It is a transcript of the gene fabp2, whose product is annotated as fatty acid binding protein 2, intestinal. The transcript is spliced from 4 exons. NCBI's taxonomy places the organism in Eukaryota, Metazoa, Chordata, Actinopteri, Centrarchiformes, Centrarchidae. Bases 90 to 488 code for a protein of 132 amino acids. Gene Ontology annotation, biological process: fatty acid transport. Gene Ontology annotation, cellular component: nucleus; cytosol. Gene Ontology annotation, molecular function: fatty acid binding. The record is from RefSeq and is a predicted model, not a curated record.
GAGAUAAGAGGGCGGUUUAAAAGGAACGGCAGACUUUGAGUUAGACACUCCUCUGCUGCAGAGUCGUCCAGUUUACCCUCACUCCCACCAUGACCUUCAACGGCACCUGGAAAAUUGAUCGCAAUGAUAACUAUGAGAAAUUCAUGGAACAAAUGGGAAUUAACAUGGUGAAGAGGAAGCUGGCUGCUCACGACAACCUCAAGAUAACCAUCGAACAGACUGGAGACAAGUUUCACGUCAAGGAGAGCAGUAAUUUCCGCAACCUGGAAAUAGAUUUCACCCUGGGGGUCAUCUUUGAGUACAGCCUUGCAGAUGGAACAGAACUAAAAGGCUCCUGGGACAUGGAGGGAGACAUGUUGAAGGGGGUUUUCAACAGAAAGGACAAUGGAAAAGUACUGACAACAACCAGAACUGUCCAAGGAGAUGAACUUAUACAGAGCUACAACUAUGAAGGUGUGGACGCAAAGAGGAUUUUCAAGAGGGGUUAGAUCCAACUGAUCACCAGAACUUUAAUGUGACAUGUUUGACUUCAGGAUUACUUACAGUAGUGUGUUGAAUUACCAACUAAUUAUACCAAUACAGCCUUUGAAAAGUGCGCAACUUGCCUGUACAGUGUAUGAAUCAGUUUUAAAUUGCACGGGAUUUUGAUACUUGCACUAAUAAAGCCAUACUGUGACUGCC